GAUGACAAGGACGUCUUGUGUUACGUUUAGCAGCUGAAUCGAUGGACAUGCACGAAACCUGGGUACAGACAGGUUCCAAGGAAUUUAAGUCUCAUUUAUAUUUUGAUAAGAAAUUGAACUGAAUUUGUUACGCAAUGGAGUGGUGAUGGAAAUAUGUAGCUAAUCCGGGUGGAUCAGAAUGGGGCAAACGAAAUGAAGGAAACUGGACGGAAAUUAAAGAUGUAUUCAGAAAACACUUAAAGAUGGAUUCAUCAAAACUAAAACAAUUUCUGCUUCUCAAAGAACUUGAACAACAACAAAUCACAGUCAACCAUGACAAGUUACGGAGACUGGAUUCAGAGCGGAAACCAAAUAUAAUCUAUGAAUCUGGAGGAACCAAAACUGACAAUGCUUGGAACCGUCGUGGUUCUUCAACAGCUUCUUCGGAUUCCGGAUUUCCGGUUUCACCAAGCCCACCUCCGUCAGCAAAUCUUAAAACUCCGAAAUUGGACGUCUUUCAACAUUCAUCAACAAUGCAUGCUCUUGGUGAACAAUCAGACGACGAAUUAGAUAUCCCGCCUUUACCAACAUCUCAUCCACCGGAAGUCUUGGAACGUCCAUUUACACCAGACGCCAUUUCUACAAUGCAUUCUAGUGAAAUUAAUAAUAACCUCACAGAAGCAAUAACAAACGAUAACAAAAAAUCUUACGACUCGUCGUCUGAUUCCAGUGAUACUUCGUCUUACGACAGCUCUGAGGAAUCGGAUUCUUGCAAUCAUUACGUAGUUACAGAGGAAACGUCACAAGAAAACACAGUUCGUCUGCUGCCCUUUCAGAUUUCAAAACUGGAAGGCAGUGUUAAAACUGUGAGAAGUAAAAUAAAACCGGGUACAGUACAAAAUAUUACUACAAUAUUUUCAAACAAGGCGAGGCGAAUCAAAAGAGAAAAUAAGAGGAGGAAACGAAAACCAUAUCUUCGGAACACGAAAGAUGGGGAAGAUGGUGCAGGCAUAGGAGAAUCAAAUAAAACGGGUGACCAUGCUCUGGAGAUUGUCGGCCAGGAGAGUGAUUCAAACUCCCAAAACAAUGCUAGCGAACAUAAGAUUAAGACAGAUAGUAGUUUACAAAAGAAUAAUACAAACGUGCAUUCACAGUCUUCAGAAUCAGAGGAUGUUCCAUAUUUUGCUUUCUCUGUUCAAAAUAUGGAAUCUAACACAAAUAUAUCGGAGGAAACAAAUGCUCAGUUGGAUGACGGUAGGGAGAAUCAUAAUGAUUGUGCAUUAAAUUCUGUAAAAAGUGGCAUUUCUGCGAGUACAAUUGACGAUAUCGGGCUUGGGAAACAGGCCUCACAAAUAACUUCUGUUGAAUUCAAGGAUGUGUCUCGGUUCAUAAAUUCGAAUAAUGAAAAAACAGUAGGUGUACAUCAAUGUGUUUGUGAAAAUGAAAUUAUUAAAAAUAUAGGAAAUAUUAAAGAAGAUGUAAACUUUAUUCAGGAUGAAACUCAAACUUCAAAGGCGCAUUCAAGCUUAAAAAGCAAUGUCAGUGUCUCCGAUAGCAAAGCUGAGGAUUCUGUUGAUAAAUUUGCCGUGUGCAAUCUACAUCAGACAGGGAAAAAGGUCUCAGAUAUACCAACUGUGGCUACUGAAAUUACAGAAUCUAACACCUGCUUUGACGAAGUUCAAGGAAUUUACGCACAAUCGGGGAACAAAAUAUUGGACACUAAAAGUGAAGUAAGUUCUGAAGAGAAUGUUGCUUUACAUGACAGUCCAGUGUCUGACCUUCGGAGAGGUCAAUCUCGUACUCCUAAAUUAAAAGAGGAUAGAAAGGAAACAGACUCUGGGUCAUCAGAGGAAAGUGAUGUGAAUAAUUCUCAGGAUGAAAACAUAAAAAGUUCACCCGAGAUUCCCGCAGGUGGAUCCAGAGAGACGAGUCCGUGCCACACAGUGGGCAGUGUCGAGGACGGGAUUUUAGAAUUACAGAGAGCCGUGGAGAGGAAUAAUGCACUGCUCAGUCAAAAUCUGGAGGAAAACUCAAAACUUCUGGAUUUGAUUGAAGAUGACGUAGAAAGUAUUAGCAAUAGCGAUGACAAUGUUCAUUCAAACCAGGGAGGAUAUUUAAUUUCUACUGAGAACUCUUGCCAAAAUGAUGUCAGUUUUAGUGACAAACAGAUUAAAAGUCACGCAGAGAUGGAGGGUGGGUACAAAAGUGUGAUCAACUUAGAGGGAAAUAACAAUAGUAAACAACCGCAGGGAACAGUCCGUCAUAAGGAAGAAAGUGAAACAGAGAGUGAGAAAAAACGCAUAGAUCUGAGAGAUGUACAAAAAAACUCAAGCGACGCUGGUGUUAACAGCACAUCGCUUUCUAACGAAAAUCAUCGUAAUUUUUUGGAAUAUAAUGCAUCUGAGAACACAGAAGUCCAUAUGAGAAACAAUACUAGUUUGAACGAUGCAAGUGUGUCUGGAGAAUGUACUUCCCACACUAACAGUGCGAGUGUCCCCAAACCUAAAUUAACGAGUGUUGAAACAGUAUCCCCUAAAACUAACGAGGUAUCUCGUAAAUAUACUGAAUGUGUAAAUACUGCUUCUCAAAUUGAUGAAAUUUGUGAGAAAGUUCCCAGUGACAGCACAAACCCUAUCACUAACAAAGUGAGUGACACUGAGCUUCAUGGAAACCAGGUUCGCAUCAUUUGUCAUGACCAACAAGUUAACCAAGGUGAUGGAAAUGCUGGAGCAAAGGUGAUCCAACGGGAAUGUAAAAAUGCAGAAAACAAACUUUAUAAAAGUAAAACAUUACCAUUUGUCAAGUGUAAUCCCUUAGAAAAAGAGCGCAGCGAGGCGUAUCUGGCUCGGGGCACUCAACACGUCUCAGGAGUGACAGCUAACGUAUCUACAUACGCUACACCUAACCAUCAGGUAUCAGAAGGCAAUACACAUCCAAGCGAAGAGCAGCAGAACUCAAGUGUUCCCGAAUUUUAUGCACUGCCAGGAUCAUUUAAAACCGACAAAAUAGUGUCCUUAAAGGAAUUGUCCGGCAUCGCCCGGUCGAUGCCGGACAGGUACUCCGGGUACACGUCGUCCGGGUCCGACAGUUCCAGCUACACGGGAGGCAGGAAAGUCCGCACAAAGACAACGACAUUACGCUCAGGAAGAGGGGGCGACAGGGCGGAGGAAAAUUUGGAUAUAGAGUCCAAUACGCAUUUAAAACAUCUUGCCGAAACCAUUUCUAAGCUGAAUGGGGAAAAUAACGAUGAACUCUUACCGGAAAUAAAUCAGACAGUCACCAAGUUACCGGGCGGAAAUUUAGUAAUUACGACAUUAACGCACAAGAUUGUGGAAGAAGAAGAAGACGAAAAGAAGGUCAGUCAUCCUCCACCAACUGAAGAUGAUGACAGACGGUACAUCGUGCAGGACCACAAAGGAAACUAUUACAUGGUGGAGGAUAUUACAGACGAAUCUCAAGAGAGCGCUUAUUUCAGUACCUCCUCGGAAUCCCACAAUACCUCAGACGGGUUUGGAUAUAGUGGUCAGAAUUUCCAAGGUAUCUACAAUCUACAGCCUGUUGGGAGAUCAGGCAUUGAUCAUGACACUGCCGAGGAGGUAUUGCUUGGUCUGUACAAUCCUGGCGGGUAUAUGCAAAUCCAAGAAAUAGACGAACGCACUGGAGAAGGUCACUAUCUCCGAGAGCACUAUCGUCCGGGUGGCCAGUAUGGUACUUUGUCGUCUGAUACCUCCCAUAACAAACAACUGACCAGAUAUGAUGAGACCGACAAGGUCCAUCGCCCCAUACCUCAGACUAUCGGUUCAUCAUCGGUCAAGACAGUGAGACAUUCCUACGAAAUGGAAAAAGAGGAGGGUGACCAAGAGGGUUACAGGAGGAGCGAGGCAAUGCAGACUUCACAGUCUCACGCAGAUAACACUGGUAUCAGUAAUUCCAACUCCUCCUACAUGAUGGAGGCCAGUGCCAUGAUGUACCCGCCCGUGCUUCCCCCGCCCGUGAUCAUGCCGCCACCCGUUUUACCACAACCACCUGUCCCGGUCUGUCACAUGGCUGUAGUUGACGUCACGCCCUCUCCCCCUAAAAUUGAAGAAACAAGAGAGGAAAGAACAGAGAAAAUAGAAGUUAGACCAAAGGAUGUAGAGCGCCCAAUUUACAAAUCAGUUGCUCUUGUUAAGGGUCCGUAUGAGGCACCAAAAUGGCAGAAACAACGCCGAGAAUUUAUACCUGCAGAAAUAGAAGAUAAGAAGUGUGUGGUUCUAAACAGCAGAGCGACUGAGGACAGACAUGAGGAAACUGUAGAGGAGGUGACAACUAAGGAAUAUUACACCAUGAAGAUGUCGUCUGGUGGUGUUACAGAAGAUGGGUUCCAUAACAACUCUUCUAUUGAAACUCACGCUCCGCACACAUUCAAAACCGAGAAAGUGUUUCAGAUAAACGGAUCGUCGCCAUCGCCUGUUACCGACAGACAUUUUAAGAGUAAAUUUAACGUGAUGUCAGAGAGUCGCCCUAUGCCUAUUUCCAACGAAUCAAGUAAGACAUUUUCCACAAAAUAUCAAGUGAGAAACGACCAUCACCAUGACGCUUUCCCGCGUCAUCACGAUUCUUAUCAACGUUAUAAUGAAACUUUUCAAGGUCAUCACAAUGUGCCUCAACGUACCCAUGAUGUUUUUCAAGGUCAACACGAUUCGUACCAAUCUCAUGCUGCGGAGGAGAGGGACAUUCACGUCGUCCGGGGUAAUAUUUUGAUAAAGAAUACUCUUGACCAGGAUCUGGACGAGUAUAAUGAUAAUAUUAACCUGUUUGACCAAGCCUUUAACAUGACGAAGGAGAAUCCCGUUUAUCAUAGUGAUGAGGACAUUUAUAAGCGCUUCGAGAGGGAGAGAGAGCAGGAACGAGCGCAUAACCAGCGCUUUCAGGACAGUCUUAAUAACGACAUCACCUUUGAAACCGUAGACCGCUUCACCAAAUGUAAAGAAGUCAAAAGACAGCCUCGCCCCAAGAAGAACUUGAGUGAGCUGUUACUGUCUAAACUUGCUACCAUAGACUCAAAAGAUAUCCGCCAGCACAUCGACGUUAAACAUCAUCACGAGGAUAUCUACGGCGAUAUUAGCCUAAUUCACGCCGACGGCAGCCGCGCGGGGCAAAACGGAACCUCUAACUUUGACUCAGUCGCAGAAAAUGUGGAUCUUAUGUUAAAGAAUGGGAAAGCUUUCAUCACGGUGACUGUGACAGCUGAACGGAUCACCCCGAUAGAUAUAGAAUUCAAUGUGUGGAGGAAGAACCAAGCUAUCGUCACCCGCGUCAUAGAGAUUGACUUCUUCGCUAACGAGCAGCGUAGACGUCUGUACGAGUCCGUGAUGGAAAGAGCGCAGACGCGGGAAACCGGAAAUGGUGGAUACACAUACGUCAAUCCGCGGGAAACUAUGCUAUCCAGCGAAGAAACACUAGACUUGUUCACAGAAAUCAUGGACACGACUGACGGGGAGGGGGAUAAAGAAGAUAUAACUGUAAGAAAGAGUCAAAAGAAAACCAGGAUACCUGGGAAUAACCUAGACUUCCUAUACUAAGACUACAAACACGUCACCUCCAUUUUCGUAAUUUCGGUUAGGAGGUCAAAAUAUUAAGUGCUGACACAUAAAAACUAAGCCCACAGUGAUAAAAACAGUGUAGCAUGAAUUCUAUGCAUAUCAAAUGUCACAUUGAAGUAAUAUGACAAAGACAAAAAUUUAUAAUUUUAUUAUGUUAAAGGGCAAAAUGUUAAUUUUGUACAGUUGUGAUAUUUAUUGCAUAUAACCUACCAUAAAAAUGUUUGUACAGUUUAUUUAUAAUAUAAGUGCUACUGAAAUUUAAAAAAAUUUGCUUCCUUUUUUUCUACGCAAUAAAACUAAUUUUUCUUAAGCUAUACAAAGACAAAUAAUUUCAAGCUGUUUAUAAAAGUAAAAUGUCUGCAGAUUUGAGAUCAUCUGCAUCCUUGAAUGCAAAAUAUCUAUAAUCUUAUUCAUGUAUAUCAGCCUGCUUAACAAUCUACAGUCAAUAUAUGACCCUGCAGUACUUACUUAAAAAUAAUCAUGUUAUGAUUUGUUCACAUUACAGGUAUAAAAUAAAUAUAUCAGACUUCUA
Messenger RNA from Saccostrea cuccullata (small rock oyster), 6096 nucleotides. RefSeq lists its product as uncharacterized. NCBI's taxonomy places the organism in Eukaryota, Metazoa, Mollusca, Bivalvia, Ostreida, Ostreidae. The record is from RefSeq and is a predicted model, not a curated record.